Arachis duranensis is the source of this 1509-nucleotide messenger RNA. RefSeq names its product origin of replication complex subunit 4. Gene Ontology annotation, molecular function: ATP hydrolysis activity; DNA replication origin binding; ATP binding. Gene Ontology annotation, cellular component: nuclear origin of replication recognition complex; nucleus. NCBI's taxonomy places the organism in Eukaryota, Viridiplantae, Streptophyta, Magnoliopsida, Fabales, Fabaceae. Bases 29 to 1294 code for a protein of 421 amino acids. Gene Ontology annotation, biological process: DNA replication; DNA replication initiation. The transcript is spliced from 15 exons. The record is from RefSeq and is a predicted model, not a curated record.
UUUCCCGCCAAAUAAUCAUCGAUCGGGAAUGGAGAUGAAGAGGGAGAAUCACAAAGGGAAGGCGUUGAAUCUGCUUCGAAGCAGAGUCUGUGACCCCAAAUUCGCGUUCAAGGCACUCUAUAAUUCUCCAGAGAGCAACUAUAGCAAGCUUAAAUUCAUGAUUUCUAGUUCCGUUACUGAGGCUUGCAACAAUUCCAUUCUCCUUCUCGGUCCUCGCGGCUCCGGCAAGAUUUCCGUGUUGGAGCUUGUCAUUCGGGAUUUGCUGGAUGAGUAUCCCGACUCAAUUUCAGUGAUCAGGUUAAGUGGACUUCUACAUGGCGAUGACAUUUCAGCAUUCAAGGAAAUAGCUAGGCAGUUAUGUAUGGAGCAUCAGUUACUAUUCUCAAAAUCGGCAUCGUUUGAUGACAACUCCCAAUUUAUGGUAGCAAUGCUAAAGGAAUGUGGAUUGGCACAUAAAACAGUCAUUUUUGUUUUGGAUGAGUUUGACCUCUUUGCUCAGGGCAAACAGCGGUUACUUUAUAGCCUCUUGGAUGCAAUGCAAUCAGUAACAUCACAGGCUGUUGUAGUUGGCAUUAGCUGUCGGCUGGAUGCUGAUCAGCUGUUGGAGAAAAGAGUACGAUCUCGAUUUUCACAUAGAAAGCUGUUGUUUAUGCCGCCUUCAAUGGAAGACUCACAGAGCUUGCUGGUGCACAUGCUUACGAUACCAGUAGAUUCAAGCUUUCCCCGUGAUUAUGCUAUUGAAUUUAAUAGAAAGGUCCAAAAUAUUGUAGAAGACAAAAGGUUCAAAGAAACCUUCAGUAACUAUUUAAAUUUUGACUCCUCUGUUAAGCAUUUGCUAAAGUUCCUAUUCUGUGCUAUCUCUCAUAUGGAUUUGAAGACUGGGUUUCUGUCCCUUGAGAACUUCAAAACCGCAUUUUCAAGUAUUAAUAGGCAACCAAAACUGGAAUGUCUAAGAAAUUCCUCCAUUUUAGAACUUUACAUUUUGGUUUGCAUGAAGAGGUUGGAAGUGAAAGAGAAAAGCUUCUGCAACUUCAAUUCUGUUAUGAAAGAGUAUAAAAGUAUACAUGAUUCCUUCCAGACUUCUGAUUACUAUGAUCGAAAUGUCUGCUUAAGGGCAUUUGAGCACCUUAUAAAUCGGGAAUUAAUAUGCUUCGCAGACAAUAGAGGGCAUAGUUUGUCCGUUGAAUAUCGUCCUGUAAAGCUUUUAAUCUCAUCUGCUGAACUGAAUCAGGGACUAAGAGCAUAUCAUUCAUGCCCCGCUAUUCUUCAAAAGCUAAUGGAUCGUGAAGGCUAGAACACUCCAAGGGAUACUUCUGUUGGUUGAUUCGAGUUACAAAUGUAUGUGGUAUGGGUGUCCAAAUUGUGCUGCGAAAUCAGUUAAUUGAUCAAAACAAACACAUAGAAGGCUUUUAUUUUUAUUGUUUCUAAUUUAGUUUGUACACACUAGUUACAAGUCACAAACGCAAUAGAUUAUUGUUACUCUGAUAGUACAUACUUAUUUUCCCGUUA